Messenger RNA from Podarcis raffonei (Aeolian wall lizard), 2273 nucleotides. It is a transcript of the gene ZFAND2B, whose product is annotated as zinc finger AN1-type containing 2B. Gene Ontology annotation, cellular component: cytoplasm; endoplasmic reticulum. The transcript has 10 exons. NCBI's taxonomy places the organism in Eukaryota, Metazoa, Chordata, Lepidosauria, Squamata, Lacertidae. Gene Ontology annotation, molecular function: zinc ion binding. Bases 164 to 982 code for a protein of 272 amino acids. Gene Ontology annotation, biological process: protein targeting to ER; proteasome-mediated ubiquitin-dependent protein catabolic process. The record is from RefSeq and is a predicted model, not a curated record.
GGCCUUGCAAAAUGACGUCACCGAGCCUAGGAGCGGAAGUGGGUGGGGUGGGAAGAGCCAAGGUUUCCUUGUUUGCAGCAGAGAAGGCGGAGUCUACCUGCUGUUUUUGCAGGUAGGAUUAUUGCCCCUCAUCCCUCGCUGACUCCAGCCCCGUUGCAGCGCCAUGGAGUUUCCAGAUUUAGGUGCCCACUGCUCAGAACCGUCUUGCAAGCGCCUUGAUUUCCUCCCCCUGAAAUGUGAUGCUUGUGAGCAGCUGUUUUGCACUGACCACGUUGCCUACGUGCAUCACAACUGCACUUCGGCUUACAAGAAGGAUGUGCAGGUCCCCGUGUGCCCACUCUGCAGCAUCCCGAUCCCUGUCAAGCGGGGAGAGAUGCCUGACAUUGUGGUGGGAGCACACAUUGACCAGGACUGCAAAUCGGACCCAGCUCAGCGCAAGCGCAAGAUCUUUACCAACAAGUGUCAGAGGCCUGGCUGCAAGCAACGAGAGAUGAUGAAGGUUCUGUGUGACCAGUGUCACGGCAACUUCUGCCUCAAGCACCGACACCCACUGGAUCAUGAUUGCGCUGGCCCUGGGCAUUCCCUCUCCAAGGCAGGGAGUGCCGCGAUUGCCAGAGCUCAAAAACCUGCCAAAGCACCUACAAGCACUACACCCAGCAACGGAGCCACGAGAGCUGCUGCAGCUCUGCCAACCUCCAGCAGAGCCAGUGAGAUGGCAAGAGCACCUCCUCCGCCACAAAGCAUAUCUCCUCCAGUGGUUGCCCUGCAGAAUGGAUUGAGUGAGGAGGAAGCGCUGCAGCGAGCCUUGGAGAUGUCCCUAGCAGAGGCAGUGCCCACCCAACCACAACCCCGCAGCGCCCAAGAAGAGGAAGACCUUGCACUGGCUCGGGCCCUGUCGGCCAGCGAGGAGGAAUACCGGCGGCAGCAGCAGCAGCAACAACAGGCUCGAAGCACAAAGCCCUCCAACUGCUGUCUGUCCUGAGCACAAUGAGACGCUAUCGGCACGUGGAUCGUGCCUGGUCACCAUGGUUCUUCUGUCCCCACCUGGAUUACCUCCUUCUGCUGCUCCCUCAGGACUACUAACAAUGAACCAAAGGCUGAACUCCCUGCCUGGUCCUCAUAGUCCUCUCUCUCUCUCUCUCUCUCUCUCUCUCUCUCUCUCUCUCAUUGAUACACAGCUGUUGUCACCUUGCACUGUGACCAUCAGACACCUUCUGGGGUAGCUGGCAGUAUUUCUCCCACUGGAUGGAGCAAGUGGUAGCGCUGGGGUAGGGUUCCCAGUCUUUCCACCAGAGCCGUGGCUGGCAUAGGCCACAGCAGUGGAAAGGGGGAGUGGAGUGGCCGGCAACAUUGGCAUCAGUCGAGCUAAACCUCAAACUGUCAGCUGUGUAGGGGAAGGUCCUACAGCUGUGGGGAGUUUGAAAGAGAGGCCCCCACUGUGGCAGUCCCAAAGCUGGACAGUAGGUGGUGCUAAACGCUUUGUAGAGAGCUUUCUCCCCACCUUAUUCUUGGUGCUGCUGGGCUUCCUCUUGCUACCUAUCUGUUUAGGGGAAGCUGUGGGUGGGGAGAUGUCUUUCUAAAGCUGCUCUUGCACAGUUUCUCUGUCAAAUACUGGUGCUGCUGCUGCGUCAGAAGCAACAGCAGGGACAUUCAAAUCAUGGGAAGCACAAUGCAACACCCAAGUCCUCCAGGAAGAGGCAGGAUUCGUGAUAGUCACAGCGAGCAAAGGACAAGAUCUCUGGGACCUGUUCCAUGUAAUCCCUUUCUCUGCUGAGAAGGCGUGUCAGGAUUCUCCCCUUCUCUGUGUUUCCUAACUAAGGCUGUUUUUGCCAGCACCCUUCUCCGAACAUCUGCCAAAGAUCAGCCUUGACCGACCGAUCGUCCACCGGCUGCCCUAUAAUGCUAGGGAAGGGAGAUCUCCGCUUCCAGUAGACGGCCAGCUUCUCUUAGACUGCAUGUUGGCAAAGCUGGCUGGCCCCAAGCUGCACCCAUACCUCAGUGACCACAUGGAUGUCUUUCUUCUGUCUGAUGCAUGCUUUGAUCAGGCACUGUCUUCUACCAGAUGUAUAAAAAAAAGUUUGUUUUUUACAGCCUUGGGCUUCAGCUGUAUGCUGUGCAGCAAUUAUUAAAGUCCCUCCCUCUGCAGGGGCCACUGCAUCAUCCAGCAGUCUGUGCCUUUGCUAUUAUCACCUCCAGUGUUGUGGGAGGAAAGAUGUGAAGGCAGGGCAUUGUGGGAAAGCUGGUGGGAGCCAAUAAAGUCACAGAUAGAACCA